AUGAGCACAGAAGCCAUCGAGCCGUCCUCUCUCUCCUCCGAUGAUUUGGGUAGUGCUCACACGAGACGACCUCGCAAGUUAUUGAAGAGAACACCCUCUUCCCAUCACAACAACGAUGAUGGUAGUAACGGUCAUGCGUACGACCGUCGUAAUGAUGGAGAUGAUACGAUGCAACAAGACGAAAAUAUUUCUUCAUCAAACCGAACAAACACAAGAAAACGAAAUUUUGGAAAACGAAUAAACGGAAGACGAAAAGAAGAGGUUUCUGAUGAUAGUGAGGAUGAAAGAGAUGUUAAAAAAUAUCAAAAACAACAAGAUGAGAACGGUGAUGAGGAUAUUGAAAAUUCGGACCAGUUGAGUGCCUAUCUCAAAGGUUCUGCUCAAAUUAUUGAACAAAGAAUUCCAUUUGUAAAGGCUCAGUUGCCUGAUAAGUAUGAAAAUCUAUUUUCCAAUAUGAAACCCAUCAAUGGCACAUCCACGAAUGUGUUUGUGUUUGAUUCAGCUCCUCAAAGGACUCCCAAUGGUACGACAUUGUCCACCUCUGCAAACAAUUCCAUUUCCUCUACGACAUCAUCAUCGUUGACGACACAAGACAAUGGCAUUGAGCAUAACAAGGAAUUAGAGACACCAUCGACAUUUCUAUUUCCGAGAGAAAAGAUCAUAUCUCUUAACACAUGGACCGAGAUUAAAAAGAUUGGACCUGGUUUGCAAAAUCUAGGAAAUACAUGCUUUAUGAAUGCAGCAUUGCAAUGUAUCAUGUAUACACCAGGUAUGCGCAACUUUUUACUCACAAGAAAGAUGGGAGAACCUUCCAAAAAGUUCAAUGCACUAGAUGCCAUGUCAGCACUUGCCCGAGAAAUGUUUAACGAAAAGUCCGAGUCGUCAUCAUCAUCUCGAACAAGAGCCUUCUCAUCCGUAGCACCUACUUUUAUUGCAAAACAUUUAAAAGGCAUUGGCGGUUUUGUGUUGGGUAGACAAGAGGAUUCUCAUGAAUUCAUUAUCAAAUUACUUGACAAGAUGGAGAAUGCAAUCGUGGAAAAAUACAAAGGAAAACUUAAUAAUAUGGUUCUAGAGACGAAUCCAAUUCAUCAAAUUUUUGGUGGCUACCUUAGAAGCCAAAUCAAAACUCAAGAGACAAAUUACAUUUCAAACAAGUACGACGCAUUUAUUGAUGUUGAGUUGCAAUUGAACAAUUGUAGCUCAAUUGAAAAAUCCCUUCAAAAUUACAUUACACCUGACCGAUUAGAUGGAAAAAACAAGUACAAAUGCCCUAAAACAAACACCUAUGUCACAGCCUCCAAAAAACUUACCAUUCAUGAAGCUCCAAUUAAUUUAAUUCUUCAACUUAAACGAUUUAACAUUUUUGGAAAGAAAGUCAGCAAAAAGAUAUCCUACGAAGAAACUUUAGAUCUCUCCCCUUACAUGAGCAACAAAAAUUCUGUGGCAAGAUAUCACCUUUAUGGCGUUUUGGUGCAUUCUGGCGGCUCCUCAUGCUCCGGUCAUUACUACGCCUAUGUUAAGAAUAGCAAUGGUAUAUGGUACAAAAUGGACGACUCAUCAGUCACACAAGUGAGCCAAAGCACCGCACUUUCUCAGCAGGCCUAUAUAUUAUUCUACUCGAGAAACAUGGAAGAUUUUAAUCACCUAGAAUCAUCCACAAUUUUUCAAGAGUCUAUCCGACGAUACAUAGAAAUUCAACAACAAAACAAGAAUGGAAUCUCUGCCUCCUCCUCUUUAACCCAAUCUAAAGAUGUUGAAGACUCAUUUGAGUUGCAAACUCCUCCACCCAUGCUUACACCCUCCAAACCUAUUCCUACGGCAACAACAACGCCUCAAAAUAAUGGCUCACCAUCCACCGAAGCCAAUGAUCAAAACUCUGCCACUCCCACCCAAAAGUCUCGAUCUAGAAAAACAUCCAAUCUUGCAAUUCAAACCAAUGGAACUUGCUCACAAACUGCUGACUCAUCCACUACUCCUAAUUCUUCAGGAACAGUCGACACACCUCAAAAAUCUUCCAAAAAACCAACGAACCUUACCAUUCCAUCCUCUCACCUUACAGCACCUGAGCUUCCAUCUCCAUUUUAUGCCCCAGUUAAGAUUGACAUAUUGGAAAAUUUGACGCCACAAAAACUACAAGUCUUAAAAUCUCAAAGACCUUCAAAUUCUGUUGGCAUUCUCAACCUACGAAGUGUUGGAGGUUUAUUUAGCCCAAUCUCUCUCACUCAUUCAUCCAACAUCAAUACUAUGUGGAUCAAUAAGAAUUAUCUCGAUACUCUCAAGAAAGACAUGUUCAAAAAAGAACGAUUGUUUCGUACUGACACACCUUCCACGCCUCUCAAGGUUAUAAAUCCCAACGAAGGAAUGCCACAGAAUCCAUUCCCUCUUGACAAUUUUGUGUCUGACUCCCCUCUCUUCUCUCCAACCUCACAAAUUACACCAUUUGUGUUUGAAAAGAAAGGUAUCAAGAGAAAGACUAUGGAGGAAGGUGAUAACGAAGAAGAAGAGUCCCAACACCACGAACUUGAAAACGAAACAACACAAAAUUCCCAAGCUAACUCAUUAGGCACUAAAAUUUCUGCAAAAGAACUAUUCACCUCUCCUUCUGCUCAAUAUUCUGAAGAGGUCGAUAUUUGGGAGAAUGAUGACGCGAGAGAAAAUGCAAAACAGCAACGAUUCAUCAACGAGAAAGUUCUUGCUCCAAAAAUAUUCAAAAGAGAUGAAUACGAUCGAGCUUUGGAUGCAGGUAAAAAGAAAAAGAUUAGAAAGAAAGAGAGCUCUGAAGAUUGGAUGCAAAUCAAUGAAGCUAUUCAGAGAACAGCUGAAAGAAAGCACAAACAACGAAAGUAA
Messenger RNA from Naegleria fowleri, 2847 nucleotides. RefSeq lists its product as uncharacterized. Gene Ontology annotation, biological process: protein deubiquitination. Bases 1 to 2847 code for a protein of 948 amino acids. Gene Ontology annotation, cellular component: nucleus; cytosol. Lineage: Eukaryota; Heterolobosea; Eutetramitea; Acrasida; Naegleriidae. The transcript has a single exon. The record is from RefSeq and is a predicted model, not a curated record. Gene Ontology annotation, molecular function: cysteine-type deubiquitinase activity; cysteine-type endopeptidase activity.